This is a messenger RNA of Prorocentrum cordatum, 1026 nucleotides long. The record is from the annotation of a GenBank genome assembly. NCBI's taxonomy places the organism in Eukaryota, Dinophyceae, Prorocentrales, Prorocentraceae.
AUGAUGCCGACGUGCAUGCGCCGGGAGCUCAUCCGGGAGCGCCGGGGCUUCGACUGCGCGUGCGAGCGGUGCGAACUGGGCGAGGACGCCUUGCGCAGGCGCCGCUGCCACCUGUGCGGGGAGGUCGCGCUGGGCCCGGCGGAGCCGCGGCUGGAGCGGGCGGCCUCCCUGUGCCGCUCCUGCGGGGCCCGCGGCGGCGCCGAGGGCGGCGAAGACGAGGUCCUCCUCGCACGUCAGGCCGCGAAGCUGAGGGUCUCCAGCGGCGCCGACGCGGCCGUGCAGCUGCACGCCAGGUGCAUGGAGCAGCUUGGCGAGACGCACUGGGCCACGGCUAGGUGCUGCUGCAUGCUGCUGCUGGCGCUCGCGGAGCAGAGCGCCGAGGCCGAGGCCGACGCCGCGCGGGCCCGGAGCCUCUAUGACUUCCAGAAGUUCCUGCGGGCGUGCGAGUUGACGGAGGCCGUCCCGAACCUGCACCACAUCCUCACCAUCCACCUCUGGCAGUCUGGCCUCCUGGACGUCCAGGUCUGCAGAGACAUCCUGCCCCUGUACCAGGCGAUACACGGCAGAAAUCCAACCGCCGUCGGUAUCGCGGACGCGCUCGGCAAGAGCAUGUCGCCCAUACAGAGGCUCAAGUGCUCUGACGGCUACUUUGCGCAGCUGGCACUUCUCUUGAGAUCGAGGAUGCCGGGGAGCUCGGGCAUGGUCUUCGGUGGCUGCGCCACCGCAUUCGCCAUCGGCCUGGCCGUGGCGGUGCAUGCGCGCAGAUCCGCUCCUGCGUACAGCUUGCCGCGGCCUCCGGCGACCGCCGGCAGCCCGCGAGAGAGCUCGAACUCGAUGACGUCGGCGGCGGAGAAGCCCGCCGAGGAGGCCCGGCUCAGGACUGGACCCCGGACAGGCAGAGGCGGUGCAGCUGGUCGGAGGGGCGGGCGCGGAGACGGCGCGCAUCAGCACGGAGGCCUUCGGUUGCGAUCAUCGAAGACUACCUGGAAGCGCUGCUGCCAGACACUAUGUAGCGCGACCCGGUGA